Molecule: messenger RNA, 802 nt
Organism: Lolium perenne
Lineage: Eukaryota; Viridiplantae; Streptophyta; Magnoliopsida; Poales; Poaceae
Product: ACT domain-containing protein ACR8-like
Source: RefSeq, a predicted model, not a curated record
AUGUGCAGAAAAGAAAAGAAAGCGCAGCGUGCGGAAGCACGACGUGCUGCAGUGCUGGUGGAGGCGGUGGCCGCGCUCUCCGACCACGGCGUCUGCGUCCGGAAGUGCUACAUCUCCUCCGACGAUGGCCUCAGGUUCAUUGGACGGCGUGCGACAACGCCGGCCAAGGAGAGGAGGCUCUGCGUGCUUGAGCUCGUCGGCGACGACCGCCCGGGACUCCAAUCCGAGGUGUUCGCCGUGCUGCACGACCUGCGCUGCGGCACCGUCGAUGCCAGGGCGUGGACACACGGCGGUCGCGUCGCCGCGCUGGUCUUCGUUCGCGAAGAGGACACUGGCGCGCCCAUCCACGAGCCAUCCCGGAUCAGGCGCAUCGAGUCCCGCCUCCGGCACGUCCUCCGCGGCGGUGCGCGCGGCGUCAGGACGGUCCUGGUUGACGCGGCGGCGGUGCGCAACCUGGACCGGCGGCUCCACCAGCUGCUUAACGAGGACGUGGAGCCCGGCAGGCGCGCUCCCGCGGAGGAGCCUGCGUCGAUAGCGGCCGUGAGCUGCCGUGACCGGCCGAAGCUGCUGUUCACGGUUCACCAAGAGGAGGUGGGGCAUUAGCGAGGAGGGAGGCGGCGUCCGGGGCAACGAGGCCACGAGGGACUAUUUGCGGGACUCUGCGGUUCUGCGGGAUGGCCGGUAGACAACGCGGCCUGACCGCUUCGGCCCGCUCAAACAACGCGGUCAGCCUAGCGGUACCGCUCGGGCCUUUUUUGCGGGGCGGCGUAGCGGCCUAGCGGGACAUCCCGCACCGCUUGCA